AUGGAGGCUAACGUUUCAGUACCAACAAUUGAGACAUCAUCGCAUCCGCCUCCACACGCUUUCAAAUUGUUUCUUGUAGAUAUAAGUGAUGAAUUAGUUCAAGCAUGGACUCAUGAACUCAAAAAACUUCCAGCUAAAGUAUCAACCAACGAUUCGGCUCAAUGCUUGAAAGUUCAAAUUCACAAUGAAACUUUUCAAACUUUGUUAAAAACUAACCAGGCAGAAUGUUUGGUCUCUCCUGCAAAUAGUUUUGGAUUAAUGGAUGGUGGUAUAGAUUAUUAUAUUUCAGAGUACUACGGUGGUACCGAUAAACUCAUUCCAGUUGUACAAAAGGCGAUAGAUUUUGAAUGGUGUGGUGAACAAAAUGUUGGUACUUGCUUAUUGAUUGACGUUCGAGAGCUAGCUACAAGUGAAAAAAGAUGUUUUCCAGAGUAUAUAGCUCAUUGCCCUACCAUGCGACUACCUAAACGUUUGGAUGAAGAUGAUAUUGUUUACAGAUGUACUUGGGCCAUGCUCACUGCCGUUAGAAAGCAUAAUGCUAAAAUACUUGAAGAAAACAGUAAACAUCAGCGUAUAAACGCUGUUGUAUGCGCAGGAUUUGGGACAGGUGUUGGGAAAUUUUCGGAAAAGAUAUGUGCCAAACAAAUGAUGUUGGCGAUUAAUCAUUUUGUUAAUGCACCUACAAAUACGGAGCAAAGGCCUACAACUGGAUCAUGGUUGAUAGAAUGGUCAUAUGCCAUUGAGAUUAAUAAAGCAAUCGAUAAUAAUUAG
Cetraspora pellucida is the source of this 771-nucleotide messenger RNA. The record is from the annotation of a GenBank genome assembly. NCBI's taxonomy places the organism in Eukaryota, Fungi, Glomeromycota, Glomeromycetes, Diversisporales, Gigasporaceae.